GCUAACACCAACACUGUGAGCUUGUUUAUCCGAGACGAGCGCUGUCUUAGCGACAUUAAUGUUACAUUUAGAGCCACUUGAACCCAGUGUGUUCCAGUUAAUGUGUGACUCCUCCUACACUUCAUUUAGAGAUAAAAACUAACCAGAAUGUGUUGUGAUCGAGGGUAGGUGAAGACGAAAAGGGCAUCUCUGACCGAAGCAGCAGCAGCCGCCGCUCGUACUGUAUUCUGCGGAUGAGAGUCGGUGUGUAACCACCCCAGCGGGAGCUCUGCUGUCGAACAGAACCAGCUGAUAUCUGGUGAGAGUGAAAGCAGCAGAGAGGGAGAAACAACAGACUGGCAAAAUGAAAUUCACAGAGCAUCUCUCGGCCCACAUCACGCCGGAGUGGAGGAAACAGUACAUCCAGUAUGAGGCAUUUAAGGAGAUGCUGUAUGCUGCACAGGACCAAGCUCCAUCUAUUGAAGUCACAGAUGAGGAUACAGUCAAGAGGUACUAUGCCAAGUUUGAGGAGACGUUUUUCCAGACCUGUGAAAAGGAGCUGGCCAAGAUCAACACCUUCUAUUCUGAAAAGCUGGCCGAGGCUCAGCGGCGAUUCGCCACACUGCAGAAUGAGCUGCAGUCAUCGCUGGAUGCCCAGAGGGAGAGCUCUGCCAACGGUCUGGGCCUCAGGAGGAGAAAAACUGUCUUUGCCCUUUCACAGAAGGAGAGAUGCAAACACAGAAACAUAAAGGAUUUGCAGCUGGCCUUCUCUGAGUUCUACCUCAGCCUUAUACUCCUGCAGAAUUAUCAGAACCUGAACUUCACAGGGUUCAGGAAGAUCCUGAAGAAGCAUGACAAGAUCUUGGAAACCUCAAAGGGGGCCGAUUGGAGGGUGGCCCAUGUUGAGGUGGCUCCAUUUUAUACAUGCAAGAAGAUCACUCAGCUCAUCUCUGAGACUGAGGCAUUGGUCACAACAGAGCUGGAAGGUGGCGACCGGCAGAAGGCCAUGAAGAGGCUGAGGGUUCCUCCACUUGGAGCUGCACAACCUGCUCCAGCUUGGACUACCUUCAGAGUUGGACUUUACUGUGGAGUAUUCCUUGUCUUGAUUGUCACUGUUGUCAUUACAGGAGCAGUGAUGAUCCACAGUUCUGAUGUCUGGCCUAUGGUCAGGAUCUACAGAGGAGGCUUCCUAUUAAUAGAGUUUCUCUUCCUGUUAGGGAUCAACACCUACGGCUGGAGGCAGGCAGGAGUUAAUCAUGUCCUCAUAUUUGAACUCAAUCCCAGAAAUAACCUGUCCCACCAACAUCUGUUUGAGAUUGCAGGCCUGUUGGGGGUGCUGUGGUGCGUCAGCUUGCUGUCGUGUCUCUUUUAUGACAGCAUCUUCGUACCGAUGCAGGCCAACCCUCUGGCUCUUUAUGGAUUCUUCCUCCUGUUUCUUAUCAACCCCUUGAAGACCUGUUACUACAAGUCACGUUUCUGGUUGCUCAAACUGCUGUUCAGGGUGGUGACCGCUCCGUUUCAUCAUGUUGGAUUUGCAGACUUCUGGCUGGCUGAUCAGUUAAACUCUCUGGUGGUGGUUCUGAUGGAUCUUGAGUACAUGAUCUGUUUCUACAGUUGUGAGCUGGACUGGACAGAACACAAGGGGCUUUUCAUCAAAACAAACAUAAGUAUGUGUAAUACCUACUCCUACGGUGUUCGGGCAGUGAUCAAGUGUCUUCCUGCAUGGUUCCGAUUUGCCCAGUGUCUUCGACGUUAUCGGGACUCCAAGCGGGCCUUUCCUCAUUUGGUUAAUGCUGGGAAGUACUCCACUUCCUUCUUUGUCGUCACCUUCUCAGCCCUGUACAGCACACACAAAGAAUCCGACCCAGAACGAAAGAUUUACUUAUAUUUGUACAUUGCCUGUUUAAUUGUAAGCUCUUGUUAUACACUGAUCUGGGAUCUGAAGAUGGACUGGGGCCUGUUUGACCGCAAUGCAGGAGAAAAUACCUUCCUGAGAGAGGAGAUAGUAUACCCACACAAGGCCUAUUACUACUGUGCUAUAGUAGAGGAUGUUCUCUUACGUUUUGCAUGGAUUUUAACAAUCACUCUCACCUCACUCACCAAUUUUGAAGGCAUCGCUGACAUAUUGGCAACACUGCUGGCUCCGCUGGAGGUCUUUAGGCGCUUUGUGUGGAAUUUCUUCCGACUUGAGAACGAGCAUCUAAAUAACUGUGGUGAGUUCAGAGCGGUCCGAGACAUCAGUGUGGCCCCACUCAACGCUGAUGACCAGACUCUGCUGGAGCAGAUGAUGGACCAGGAGGACGGAGUCAGGAACCGGCAGGGCAAGAAAAGCUGGAAAAGAAGCUACAGCAUGAGUCUGCGCAGGCCACGCCUCACCUCACAAUCAAAAACCCGCGACACCAAAGUUCUAAUUGAGGAUACCGAUGAUGACUCCUGACAUCAGGCCACGCCCCUCGCCUGGGUCCACAAUUUAUUCAAAGGAGGAAACUCUGCCUCCUAAGCGAGAAGUUACCCAGCGAGUGGGCGUUGAACUCAAGAAAGGACAGGUUUGACCUCUGAAUCAUUUUCUAAUUCAUGAGCCUCUGCUGGGCUUCUACAUUAUUUUAAGGGGAGAAUUUUGACCGUUUUGAACAUUUAAACCAGCUCUGUGGCUACUCUCCCUUCAGUAAAAACGUGUCCUAACCCAGUGAGUGGGUGAAAAUCAUCCAGCAGUGGACUCCUUCAUUAUCGCUUUGAGUGUCCUCAGAGCUUCAGCAUGAUCAACGCAGCUAAAGAAAAAGCAAGCAAAUUGGCUUGAGACGUAGUGUUCCUGCCCCUUUUCAGUGCCACUGAACUCACUCUGUUCUUCUGUGUCAUUCCCACACUCCUAACAUGACAGGAAUGCUCAGAAAGGGGCGUUCAGUGACACACGAGUGUCCCUCUGAUCAUUUGGACCAAACAGUGAGAUGCAAUCCCUUCUUCCACAACAAGAUAAAUGAAACUGUCAUCAUGAUGCAGCAGACUGUACUGAUCAAUGAAUGGCAAAGCUAACCCAUCAUUCUCCAUCUGUAACUCAUCAUGUCUCUUCAUCACGGAGCUGCCUUCUUGCACCUUACACACUUUGGAAACACCAACAUGCACUUUUUAGACAAGGUCAAUGGGAAUUCAUUCUAUCUACAAAAGCAAUGAUUUGUUUCGAUGGAACCCAGGGUGAUGAUCAACUCAACACACUGACUAUCAUUAGAAAUGCUGUUUGUAAUUGUGAGACAGUUUGUUAAAAGGUUCAGAAACGACGGUCUGACUGUUUAGAACAGCAGCUGGAAUGACUGUUUAUCUAUGAAUUUCCUUUCCUUUCUAAAAACAGUGAAGAUCCCACAGUCGGUUUCCACUCGGAAAGUGUGAAAGAUGUCUGUCUGUUAGGAGACAGUUCUCCUGAAUGUAUGUGUGUGACUGGGAGAGAUGCCCAAACAAGCUUGCAAGUCGACUAUGAUUCCGAGGGUUUUUAUCUUAUCCCCCAGAAAUCCAGAUUGGAAAUCUGAGGUCUGCGGGACAGAAGGGUAUAGUGUCAUAUUUGUUGUAUAAAACUUGUUGAAUUAAAAUGCAACAAUAAUGAUUA
This is a messenger RNA of Girardinichthys multiradiatus, 3574 nucleotides long. Its product is annotated as xenotropic and polytropic retrovirus receptor 1 homolog. Gene Ontology annotation, cellular component: cytoplasm; plasma membrane; Golgi apparatus. Gene Ontology annotation, biological process: cellular response to phosphate starvation; phosphate ion transport. Bases 344 to 2416 code for a protein of 690 amino acids. NCBI's taxonomy places the organism in Eukaryota, Metazoa, Chordata, Actinopteri, Cyprinodontiformes, Goodeidae. The record is from RefSeq and is a predicted model, not a curated record. The transcript is spliced from 16 exons. Gene Ontology annotation, molecular function: inositol hexakisphosphate binding.